AUAUGCUCGCAAAAGAAAUUUAUCGUUAAUUAAAGAAAAACAUUCUUUUUUAAAUCUGUUCAAAUAGUUAUUGAGAAUAUGAAGUUGAAAACAUCGAUUGUUAUUCUGUCCAUACAAAUUAACUUGUUAUAUAAUAUAUAUAGUUUCUAUGCAUAGAGAUUGUAUUCCCAAUUCAUGUGAAUUGGGCCGGCUGUGUUAACGGCUUAACAUGGCCUAACAUUAUCUUCUUCGAUCGCAUUAUAUGACAGUGGCUUGCUAUGGUCUUUUUAUGCACGUCACACUUGCUUACCAUACCAAUUACAUUUUAAACAAUUAAUCAAUGUUAUUUCAAUAUUAAAUGCGCAUAUAUAUGUCUAAAUAUUAGUAUUUGGCAUAGCAUAAACUGAUUGCAUUAAAAGGCAAGAAAGAGUAAAUAAAUUACUAGAUUAUUAUUAUUAGUGAAACGAAGGUUUGUAACAUUUAAAUAUUUGCACAAUUGAAUAAUUCAUUAUUCUCUCUUUUCGUAUUAUUAAUUGGUACCAAGUAUGUAAGUGAAAUCAAAUCAAAUACAUAUAUUUCCAUUAUUAAUCUUCCAAAUAUACUAACAAUAUCAUUAUUAAUAUUUAUGCAGUGUACACCAUUUUUAAAAUACAGCUCACAAUAUCCCACAUUGACGGUCGAUAUAAAAACAAAAAUGGACUUUUUAUGCAGUUGUACAAAGUUCCAGAUGUGAUGUGUCACUUUUGAUGUGUAUGCUCCUUCCUUUUCUCUUAUCAUCUAUCUCUAUUCGUCGAACGGAGACGUGCGUGAAUAGCUCGAAAGUAAAUAUUAAAUUUAAAAAAAAAAAAAAAACACAAUGGCAUUUCAUGAAUUAGUAGAAGGAGAAUGUGGUGUUCCCAGUUCAUUAAUUCGCCUUACAUCACAUUUUGUGAAAGAUCAUGGCUUCAAGGAAGAAGGAAUACAUCGUCCUUUUAUACCACCAGAAUCAUUUCAAGCCACAGAUUCUGAACAGUUAGUGAAACAAUUUAUCGAAGAAACGUCAUGUCCACAAACAUUUCGAAUGGAUAAUUUAUUACAAGAGAUGCGUGAAAUCGAUCAAAAUAUUCAACCACCUGUAGCAGCGCCAGGAGUAGUUAAGGAAUUAACUGGUUUAGAUACCUCUUGGGCAAAUCAAUAUUUAGAAUCUGGAAGACACUUUGAUGAACAUCACACGGAUGAUAUUUGGAAUACAUCAGUAAUAAAAAACAAUCAAAUUCCGAUCAUUCAAGCUCAAGAAACUCACGAAUUUGGAUUGGAUCCAAAAUGGGCAGAAGAAUAUUUAGAACAUAGCAUAGAUAAUGUAGAAAACAAUAUUCCCAAGCAUGAAGUAGCAGAAACAAUAGAAAAUAAUGAAAAUUCUAAUUUAGUGUAUUCUAAAUUUAUGAAAUUUAUGAGACAGGAGGGUGAAGUUCCAAUAAAAAAUGUUGAAUUGUCAUUACCAGAUUCUAAUAAUACAGAGGAUAAUUGGGCAGAAGGAUAUGUCAACCAAAAACGUAAUCAAAGUAUAUCUGAGAAUAGUAACAAUGAAAAUAAAGUUUUGAAUCAAGUAGAAGAAGAUUUAUCUGUAGCUGGUACUUGGAUCGAUGAAUUUGUAAAGGAAAAUAUAUUUUCUGCGGAUGUUGACAAUUACGAGUCUACAUUUUGGACGCGUCUUCAAAAUGAAUGGGAUAAGAUAUCAUCAUCGGAUGAUAUUUCUACCGUACAUCCAUGGAUAUCAGAAUAUGAAGCGUAUUAUGAUCCAUUUAAGGAUUACGCGUUUCAUAAUGAGAAUCCUAUGAAGGAUUUACCUGAUGCAUUAGGGGAAGGUAUAAAAAGACUGAAUGUAGGUGAUUUAUCAAGUGCAGUUCUUUGUUUUGAAGCGGCGGUACAACAAGAUGAAAAUAAUUCUGAAGCUUGGUUACUUCUUGGCAAGACUCAAGCAGAAAAUGAACAGGAUCCCUUAGCUAUUUCUGCGUUAAAACGUUGCCUGAAACUUGACCCUUUAAAUGGGACAGCCCUUAUGGCCCUUGCAGUUUCUUAUACAAAUGAAUCUUAUCAAAAACAAGCAUGUUUAACACUAAAAGAAUGGCUAUUGAAAAAUGAGAAAUAUAAGCAUCUUUCGAUCUCAAAAACUGUCACAGAGCACAAUCCAAGAUCCAGUGUAUCAACAAUUUUAUUUGAUGAUGUACACAAGGAAGUACAAAAAUUAUAUAUACAAGCAGCUAGAAUGAUUCCUCGAGACCAAAUAGAUGCCGAUGUGCAAUGCGGUCUUGGUGUGUUAUUCAAUUUAUCCAGCGAAUAUGAUAAAGCUGCUGAUUGCUUUCAAGCUGCUUUACAAGUUCGACCUGAUGAUUCUAGAUUAUGGAAUCGAUUAGGCGCGACAUUAGCCAAUGGUCAACGUUCAGAAGAAGCAAUAAAUGCGUACCAUCGUGCCUUAGAAUUAUCGCCAGGUUUUAUCAGAGCACGUUAUAAUCUUGGAAUCUCUUGUGUUAAUUUAGGAGCAUACAAAGAAGCUGGAGAACAUUUACUAACAGCUUUGAAUCAACAAGCUGCUGGUAGAGGAGUUCAAGGAGAAUACAUAACACCUAAAGCAAUGUCGAACACGAUAUGGUCAACUCUCAGGCUAGUUUUAUCAUUGAUGCACAAAUAUCAUUUGAAUGAAGCCAUAGAAAAUAGAGAUUUGUCAAAGUUAAAUAAAGAGUUUGAGAUUGUAUAGGCAGUUCCUGCCUUUAGCAGAAAAUACAGAGAUAGCAAUGAUUUGAGCAUGAAAUAACUGCAUUAUUAUAUAUAAAGGCAUGUAUACUUCUGGAACCUCUGGGAUGUAGUUAUUAUAAAAGAAAUAUGGUUUUUUCAUUAUUGAGAUAUAGAAUAAAUGAAAUAAAAGAUAUUUUAAAUAAAUCACAAAACAGUUAUAUAUAUGCGUGUAAUUAUACAUGACAUAACGUUCAAACAACUUUUCUAUUUAUAUAUAUUUUGAUCUUACAAGGGUGAUUUUGAUACUAUAUUUACAUAUAUAUAACACACAUCAUGAAAAUAGUACUGGAACUUAACCACAAUGGAAUUUAUUAAUUGUUCUAAUACAUGAAUUAUUAAGUUCAAUUGUAAUAAUCUUGUUGGAUGAGAAUAUUAUUACUUUCAUAACUCAGUUGUAAUAUCAUUAAAGUUAUCAUACUCAAUUAUGAAGUUGUUGUGAAGAAACAGUUAUUAGCGAAGUUUAUUGUUGUGCCAAUUUAUUGUUGAGACAAAUAAUUCACUAUUCUAUACAGAUUAAAUGAAUGGAAAACACAGUGCGAUGAAAAAUAACACAAUUAUAUAAAUAAAAAAAUUAAUCUUUAAUUUUAAAAUAAAAAUCAUUACUCUCUAUGUAUUAAUGGAACAAUGCUGGCCAUUAUCCAAUAUUAAAGAAUAUAUCUCAUAUUAAUACAGUGUGACACGCUGCAUGAACUCUAACGCAAUUAUAUUGGAUUUAUAACAAAGAAAAAUUAUUCCUAAAGGCACAUCAAAAAGAGUUACAUAUUUUAUAAUACAAAUAUUAAUCGUGGAACACUAGGUUCUGUAGAAUUAAUAAAUUUAAUAAAAAAUAAUUAUUUUAACGAA
Vespa crabro (European hornet) is the source of this 3594-nucleotide messenger RNA. RefSeq names its product peroxisomal targeting signal 1 receptor (gene Pex5). Gene Ontology annotation, biological process: protein import into peroxisome matrix, docking. Gene Ontology annotation, molecular function: protein binding. The coding region runs from base 836 to 2713 and encodes 625 amino acids. The record is from RefSeq and is a predicted model, not a curated record. Gene Ontology annotation, cellular component: cytosol; peroxisomal membrane. Lineage: Eukaryota; Metazoa; Arthropoda; Insecta; Hymenoptera; Vespidae. The transcript has 9 exons.